This is a messenger RNA of Cloeon dipterum, 3440 nucleotides long. RefSeq lists its product as uncharacterized. Gene Ontology annotation, biological process: protein transport. NCBI's taxonomy places the organism in Eukaryota, Metazoa, Arthropoda, Insecta, Ephemeroptera, Baetidae. Gene Ontology annotation, cellular component: cytoplasm. The record is from RefSeq and is a predicted model, not a curated record. The transcript is spliced from 10 exons. Bases 108 to 2186 code for a protein of 692 amino acids.
ACAACACAGCCACUCGAAAGCUCAAACGGGAGCAAAUAUUUAAUGUGGUGAAGUACUCGAGGCUGGACACACAAUUAGCGGAUCACGCACAGCGGUCACCAAUAAAUAUGUUCAGUCUUCUGAUUACUCGGCCCAAGACGCCAAUUGGGGACCAUCGAGGCAUCAGUUUUGAGCUAAAUGUGUCUGAGCGAUCAGAAAAUCCCAAUACGAGAUCGCCCGAUUAUAAGUUUGCAAAUGGAAAACCAAUACCAGAGAUAAUACGAUUUGACGUGCAACUCGACCGGCCCAGGCAAACCUUUUUUUCUGGUGAUGUGGUGAGCGGCGAAGUGAGGGUUCAGCUGGCGGAAUGCUUGACUGUGAAGGGCAUAAUCGUCCGAUUCGUUGGCGAAGCUUACGUUUACGUGCCUCCAGAAGAGCCGCCUCAGUGGGACAUGCGACGGAUCGUGCAGUUGAAAAAAGCAUUCCUCUCGAAAAAUAAAGUGAGACCGUCUGCGGUAGUUGAAGGGGGCGACGGAGCGGGCAAAAUAUCGUUCGCCACUCCUGCGAGUGAACAGCCGCCAGCCCAAAUCAAUGGCAACGGAUCAAUUUUGGUGGAGCCCCCCACUCCUAGCAAUUUGGCCCCGCAGAGCACCGGUACAAAGAACAAAAUUUCAGCUUUGAAAGCCAAGCAACAACAAGGCUCCUUCAAAUCGUCUGAAAAAUACUUUGAGCAUAAGUUUUAUGUGUUCGGACACAAAUACAGUAGUGCAAAGGAGAGUUUGUGGCCCGGAGUUCACGCCUUCCCGUUCCAAUACACCUUGCCAACAAAGCUGCCAACGUCGUUCCAUGGCCGAUUCGGUUACGUGCGCUAUUUUUGCGAAGCUUCCCUCGAGCGGCCUUGGUUGCCUAGUGUAAAAAGAAAAUCGUACUUCAGUGUUUCCGCCAAUGCCGACGUUAACCUUGAGUCGAAAGCAGAGAGCUCAGCUGGAGGCCAAAAGAGUAGCAACCAAUGUUUCUUUUGCUGCAGCCGAGGAACGGUGGUCGUCGAGGCCAGCGUCUCUCGUAGGGGGUAUGUGCCCGGCGAGACGAUCCACAUCAGCGCAGAAAUCGCCAACAUGAGCAUCAACCCUGUCACGUCCACUGUGGCGAACCUAGUGCAGGUGGCAACUUAUCAUUCGAGCAAGGGAUUCAGGCAUCGUGUCGACGAGCAAAUCGUGACCCACGUGGAGGAGGGCACCGUUCUCUGCGGGGAAUCUCGAUCUUGGCUCGAUGUGCCCAUGCUGGUGCCGUCGCUGCCAGCUUCCUUCAGCUUAACAGACUGUUGCAAAGUUUUGGACGUCGAUUAUCGGCUGGACUUUGUUGCCGUCAUGGGUGGAAAUGAGGAGCCUCUGGUAAUCAGCAUGCCUCUUGUCAUUGGAACCGUUCCUCUCCUGAGGACAUUUAAAUCUUUGCAAAUGCCAGACCCACUGCUGGGCUCGCCUUUGGCUAGGAUGACUAACCUCAAAUACAAGGGCUUCCCUGCUGUAUUCAGUGUACCGUGCAUAUGGGGACCAAAAGUUCUGGAGCAAUACUUCCACCGCGAAGUCCCGCGUGCUUUCGAGGAUGGUAUUCGCGUAUACAUCCCGGGGGAAACGUUUGCGCCGCGGUAUGUUUGCUACAGGAGCAAGGACGACGGGAAGCCACAGCGGGCGUCGGCUGAGCUGCUUACCAAUGAACCGACGCCCAAAAAGCGCAGGAGCAGGGCUUCCAGUCUUCAACCCCAGACCGCCCUCAAACACCUCAGCGACCAGCGGAUCACACAAUCCAGCGUCCACCUGUCGGCCCAACAGCAACCGAUAAAUGACCCCAUUAUCAGAUCGCUUGCCCAGCUUAAAGCGUGCCAAAAGGCCUCAACUUCGAAAGAGCCAACCGAUACGCGAGUAGUUGUCUCCUCCUUAGCAGGUUGCUCCAUGGAGACCAGCAGCACAAUGCUAUCCAUCGGUGCGAGAUCGACCAAAUCGUCGUCUUCCAAAAGACAGGCCACGGAUAACACAUCGUCGUCGGCCCACCGACGCGGCAGCGGUGCAGAUAAACGAGGCCCGCGGCCUUGCUCGUCGACGUCUGAUGGCUUUUGGGACGUGAAGGGCGGCAUCGCCACCAUAUCCGAUCGGCUUCCAACAGCCCCGGCUGCGAUGGACAAAAUCGAACCCAGCCACAUGAAUUACUAGUGCUCUCUUUGAUGUGCAACUGUCUAGUGUUUGUAUUUUGGGUGGUGCUCGGCCCUAUUUUUAAUUAAUGCUAUUACAAAGGGUGCAACACCCAAACCCUUACAGCAGCGAAACGCGCUGUGGAAUAAGCUGAUUACCGCUCCACUUGAAAUACAUUGUCAAUCUGCUGAGAGAACCUUUACAUUAAUGAGCUAUGGCGCACGCUGCUGGUUUCUAUUCUCGGUGUGAAGUUAUUAUAAAAUACAGUAAGUACAUACUCUAUAUUUGUACGAACAGAUUUUGCAUUCAAACCUAUUGUCUUCUGAUCGUGGCUUCCAUACAGUUGUCUAAACCAUUUUUUAUUUAUUGAAUUCUCAUAACUUUUGAUGUCUCUAAUUUGACGAUUUUAUUUGCACCUCAGCAUCACUUUCAAAAUCUUAUUUCAUAUAAACGAGUGCGUUCAUUCAAAUAGCUCUGCACGAUAUCAUAAUGUAAUUAUUUCAUUGAUUCUUACGAUUCUUACAAAUAUAUGCAAUGCAUGAUGACAAGUUUAUAAUUUAUUUCAUUUCACAAAACUUCAGUCAAAGUUUCGGACCACCCUCUUUCAUUCUUGUUUCACUAAUUGCUCAAAGAAAAUUUAAGAGUCACCAAAUUAUAGGAUAGGACCUCAUUUUGCUCUUCGCCACAACACUUUUAUGUGUGCAUCUUAGAUUAUAAUGAAAAAGGUUUUGUAAAAUUUCGAACUAAUAAAAACCAAAGGAGCCGCUUGUGAGAAUCAAUAUUUUUGGGGCAUUCAUCCAAAAGUAAUUAGUAGUAGUCGCUCUGUUGAAUUAAUAGCAAUUCAAUACUGAAUAGGCAUUAUUUAUAUCAACAUCAUUUACAACACAUUGGUCAUGUUUGUCCUCUGUGAAUGACAGGAGACAAAACUCACUGCAAAUUUAACUGCUACUUUCGAGUGAGGAAAUUUGGAUUUACUGUUAAUUGUAAUCAGGCCAAAGAAACAUUGCAAUCCAUGCUGAAUACGAUCUCUGAACCAAUUCAUGAGAAAAUGAGAGGAGCUGAAUUACAAGGGGGCAUUUGGUGCGUUUGGUCGUUCGCUUUAAUCUUCUAUGUUUGCUCUGCGCCAAAGGCUCUUCUUUGGUGAAGUUUGUAGUUAGGAACAACUCAAUUUGCGCAGUCAUUGGAUUCAGAAGGAAUAACUAAAUUUGGUAUUCUGCGAAAACUGUGGGCUCUCCACUGCACGUGUUUGCUAUGGAGUUCGUGCGAAAUUAAUGC